GCCCGCCGUGGCGGGAUGCAGAGGUAGCGGGGCGGCUGCCUGGCCCCGCGGGCGUUCGGUGGGGCUCGCGCCGGCGGUUAGGAUUUUGCCCCGAGCGGAUGCGUGUGCUCCGUAGCUCCCGGGGCCGCUGAAGGGUGUUUGUGCCCAAAACAAUUUUAUUUGUUUUUAAUUUUUUUGCAAAACCCUCGUUGGUCGGAUGAAGGCGGUCACCUCUACACGGGAGCGGCGCUGUCGGCAAAUGGUAGCGUCUCGCCGGGUGCGGGCAGGAAGAUGUUACCUAUUCCUUUUUCUUUGUGAUCGCCCAAGAGGUAGCCGUGGCAGGAUGGAUCCGUCCCAGGGACUUUGGAGAUGGCCUUUCGUAUGUAACACAGGAGAUAGAUGUUUGUCAGAGAAAAUCUUUUCAGUAGAUGGGCACAGACCUCCUUAUGUUUCUUCCCUGUGUCGUGUUGGUGCCAUUGAGCAUUUAUUGAGACAUCGUUGAUUAUACGCGUGGGGAAUAGACGUGAAUUGUAUAUCCCUUCAGCAACCUUCUGUUAAACUUGGACUCCCAUAGAUCAAGCAACAGAACAGAUGGAUAAUGGAGACUGGGGAUAUAUGAUGACUGAUCCAGUCACAAUCAAUGUGGGUGGACACAUGUAUACAACUUCCCUGACCACUCUCACGAGGUAUCCAGAUUCAAUGCUUGGGGCCAUGUUCAGGGGAGACUUUCCCACUGCCAGGGACUCUCAGGGUAAUUACUUUAUUGACAGAGAUGGACCACUUUUCCGAUACGUCCUUAACUUUUUAAGGACUUCGGAGCUGAAUUUGCCAUUGGACUUCAAGGAAUUUGAUCUGCUCCGGAAAGAAGCAGACUUCUACCAGAUUGAACCCCUAAUCCAGUGUCUUAAUGACCCCAAGCCUUUGUAUCCUAUGGAUACCUUUGAGGAAGUAGUGGAGCUGUCCAGCACACGGAAGCUUUCCAAAUAUUCCAAUCCAGUGGCAGUGAUCAUAACACAGUUAACCAUCACGACCAAGGUCCACUCCUUACUGGAAGGCAUUUCAAACCACUUCACCAAGUGGAAUAAGCACAUGAUGGACACCAGAGACUGCCAAGUUUCCUUCACAUUUGGACCAUGUGAUUACCACCAGGAGGUUUCUCUCCGAGUCCACCUGAUGGAGUACAUCACAAAGCAAGGCUUCACGAUCAGAAACACACGUGUCCACCACAUGAGUGAACGGGCCAAUGAGAACACGGUGGAGCACAACUGGACUUUCUGUAGGCUGGCACGGAAAACGGAUGACUGAUGUUUGACUCCACAAGAGCAGUGUCAGUGGCUAGCGGCUUUCUGGACAGUGCACCUGUGUGGACCUGGGUUUGACUAAACCAACAGUGUGUGCUUCUUUUAUUUUUUUUUAUAUGACUAUUUAUUAAUAUUCAUUAAGGUCUAGGGAAGUUACUUUCUCUAGCAGCUCUGUUUUUGUUUUGUCCAGAAACAAAAAUGCAUGUGCCUGUUCAAACUGUUGAGACACUUUUUGGGAAAAGGGGGUCCUAACAACCAGUGGGAUAGGACCCUAUGUGUCAUUAGCACAGCUAAGUCAUUUGAAGUGCUAAAAUUUGCCUCUGUUUUAAAUGGUCUCUAAUUCAGCUAAUGCUAAACCGCCAGGAAUAAAGAACAAACAGAAUUUAAGAUGCAGCUGGGGAAAAGCAACAAUCAUGUAGUGUAACCUAGUUUCUAAAUCAGUAAACAGUAUUGUAAUAUUUUAGGAAAACAAAUCCCAGCCCCUUUUAAAGUACUUGUUAAGUACAAUUUCUUACAGUUAUGACGACUGUUUUUUUCUAUGCAUAUAAAUCAAGCAACCAAAUAUUAUCUGUAGCCAUGGAAAUACAAUUAGAAAUAUUUAUAUUGGAUUCUGAAUGCAAAAUGUUCCUGUGGUAGAAUUCAUAUUUUUAAUGCCUGGUGCAUUGUUAUUCCCAAGUGUAAUGCCUGCCAGCAAGAAGCUAAUAAAAAUGUGAACUAUGAAAAUAAGCUUUUUAUCUUGUUUGUGUCUUUGUAAUUUAUUAUUCUAGGAAAACAGAAAAUAAAAUGUAUCAGUGGAUGGAAGUGAAGCUGCCAGUCUGCUACCCUCAAUACCAUGUUUCUGGAGUAUCGUGAAAACAGCUCACUUCUAAAAUUCAAGUUACAAGAUCUUGUGCUGUUGCAACAGAUAAUUUUAAUACUAGAAAUUAAAGGGGAGAGUUUGUGUUUAAAAUAAUGGGCAGUUGAAAAGCACUGAAGCUGGUCAGCAGGUUGGCUGUCCAUGGUGUGCCUAGGAGCUGAAUCCUUAUAACUCCGAAAGGGAUGUGAUCAAAAUUUGAUAUGUUCAUCAAAUUAAUUCCAGUACGUGUCAGCACUUCGGUUCCCCUGCUGGGACAGCUGCUGCUACCGUUGUAGUCAAAGGACUAGCUCAGCGUUCUUCCCGGGCAGUCUCACAGAACUGCGUCCGCCUCUCCUGUGCAUUCUGUGGAGCUUCUCAUAUCGUAGACUACAGAGUCCUUCUAUGAGAAUCGGUUAAAGUUAGAAGAUGGUAGAAUUGCCACUUGGAUCUAUGCUUUGAGGGACCAGACCAGUGCAGCUGUAUACACACUCCUCUUUCUAGGUCAAUGUUUCUGCCUUAAGUGAUGCACACCCUUCUCGUUGUGUAUGACCUCCCUCUGCAGCUGGUUCAGUUGCUUUGCCAUCUGGCUAGCCUGGACCCCAGUUUCCUGGAGAUGUUCAGAAACAGCCUGGGCCUUCGCUCUUAGCCGCUGUUUCCUCCAGCGUAGAGUUCCAGGAGCUGGCGGCACUUCAUCUUGGCUCAUUCAGUUGGUUUGCACUUCUCUGGCACUGGAGAACUUGGGUGUCACUUUUCCUUUGUUGUAUCCCCCCCUCUUACUUCCAGCCCCUUUUGUUUUGUUUAUUGCUGUUAAGUGCUUUAUUUCAAAAAAAAAA
This is a messenger RNA of Alligator sinensis (Chinese alligator), 2948 nucleotides long. RefSeq names its product potassium channel tetramerization domain containing 6 (gene KCTD6). The record is from RefSeq and is a predicted model, not a curated record. NCBI's taxonomy places the organism in Eukaryota, Metazoa, Chordata, Crocodylia, Alligatoridae. Gene Ontology annotation, biological process: protein homooligomerization. Gene Ontology annotation, molecular function: protein binding. The transcript has 4 exons. The coding region runs from base 571 to 1284 and encodes 237 amino acids.